UUUUAGAAGCUAUAUCUCUCACUAAAUUGUUCUUUAUUUCCAGUAUGGAUUUGGUACCCAAGGUGACACUUUUCCUUGCUUCGGUUCUUUUUGCUUUAUCCUCUGUUGUGAGUAAUAGACACUGGCAUUUUCCCGGCCAGCCACUGGGAGGUGAGCAUCUUGUAACUAAUUUGCCAGGCCAGCCGGAUGUGAACUUCAAGCACUAUGCUGGCUAUGUUACCGUCAAUGAACAGAAUGGACGGGCAUUGUUUUACUGGUUCUAUGAGGCCACAACUCAUCCUGAUGAAAAACCUCUAGUCCUGUGGCUUAAUGGAGGUCCUGGGUGCUCUUCUGUAGGACAAGGAGCAACACAAGAGAUUGGCCCUUUCAUUGUAGACACCAAUGGACAUGGACUUAAAUAUAAUCCUUACUCUUGGAAUACAGAGGCCAAUAUGUUAUUCCUGGAAUCUCCAGUUGGAGUUGGGUUUUCAUAUUCGAAUGCAACUAAUAAUGAUGAUCAUAUCAUAGGGGAUGAAUUUACGGCAAAUGAUUCCUAUGCUUUCCUGCAAAAGUGGUUUCUCAUGUUUCCAUCAUAUAGAAAGCGGGCAUUUUAUAUUGCAGGAGAGAGCUAUGCAGGAAGGUAUGUCCCGGAGCUUGCUGAGCUUAUAAUUGACAAGAAUAAUGAUCCUUCCUUUUACAUCGACCUCAAGGCUAUUCUAUUAGGAAAUCCUGAAACAAGUGAUGCUGAAGACUGGAGAGGUAUGGUGGACUAUGCUUGGAGUCAUGCUGUCAUAUCAGAUGAAACUCAUAAGAAAAUCAGAGAAAGCUGCAACUUUGACAGCAAUGACACAUGGAGCAAUGAUGAUUGUAUCGAGUCUGUUGAUGAAUUAAUCAAACAGUACAAGGAGAUAGAUAUUUUCAGCCUCUACACCUCAGUUUGUAUCGGUGAUUCAGCAAGUUCAGACGACAGAUUUACACAAAUCAUGUUUAGGCCCUCAUCUAAGAAGAUGCCAAGAAUUAUGGGUGGUUAUGAUCCAUGCCGGGAUGAAUAUGCAAAAGCUUUCUACAACAGACCAGAUGUUCAAAAGGCCCUCCAUGUGAGUGAUGGUCACGUGCUCAGGAACUGGAGCAUCUGCAACAAGAAGAUAUUUGAGGAAUGGCCGGACUCGAAGACAUCAGUUCUUCCUAUAUACAAGAAGCUGAUAGCAAGAGGACUUAAAAUAUGGGUCUACAGUGGUGACACAGAUGGAGGAGUUUCUGUGCUGUCUACAAGAUACAGCUUAAGCUCUCUGGGACUGCAAAUCACUAAGGCAUGGAGGCCCUGGUACCACCAGAAGCAGGUCAGUGGUUGGUUCCAAGAAUACGAGGGGCUAACAUUUGCAACAUUUAGAGGAGCUGGACAUGCUGUGCCAAUCUUCAAACCAAGCAACUCCCUCGCAUUCUUCUCAGCCUUUCUUCUAGGAGAAUCUCUUCCUUGUGAACGAUAAAUAAGUGGUGUAAAAGAUCAAGACAUCUUGUUCCUCGAAGAUUUGCUCUUAGUAUAUUAGGAUGUCAUUAAAUAUAUAUCUUACAUCUAAUAGAAGGCUCAAUUAGGGGGCAAGCUUUUAAAGAGACCAUAA
Populus nigra (black poplar) is the source of this 1598-nucleotide messenger RNA. Its product is annotated as serine carboxypeptidase-like 31. NCBI's taxonomy places the organism in Eukaryota, Viridiplantae, Streptophyta, Magnoliopsida, Malpighiales, Salicaceae. Gene Ontology annotation, molecular function: serine-type carboxypeptidase activity. The record is from RefSeq and is a predicted model, not a curated record. Gene Ontology annotation, biological process: proteolysis. Gene Ontology annotation, cellular component: vacuole. The transcript has 10 exons. Bases 45 to 1466 code for a protein of 473 amino acids.